This is a messenger RNA of Empidonax traillii (willow flycatcher), 3641 nucleotides long. Its product is annotated as CUB and sushi domain-containing protein 3-like. The transcript is spliced from 22 exons. The record is from RefSeq and is a predicted model, not a curated record. The annotation marks the transcript as partial. Lineage: Eukaryota; Metazoa; Chordata; Aves; Passeriformes; Tyrannidae.
GCUGUCUGGAAUGAAUAUACCUCCUCCAGUUAUCAGCAACAAAAACUGGCUCAGACUACAUUUUGUAACAGACAGCAAUCAUCGAUACCGUGGAUUUAGUGCUCACUACCAAGGUUCUUCUUUCAUCAAAACUGCCUCCACUGGUGAGUUAGAGGAGCAUAUUGCGGCCACUACUGGUGCCAUUACUGUUGCUAGCACAUCUGCUGAUGUUGCUGUAUCCAGUGCAGUAACCACCCGUAGACAACCUUCUGAAGAACAACAAGUGCAAGCUAUGAAUGUAAGAAAAUCAGUUCUGGAGUCGGCCACUAACAAGGAAGAACUCUGUCUUCAUCAAGCAAGUUUACAAAGCUCAAGAAGACGACCAAGAAAUGCUGAGCAGAUAGAAAGAACUAAAGAACUUGCUGUUGUUACUCAUAGAGUGAAAAAGGCCAUAGAUUUUAAAUCUAGAGGAUUUAAAUUGUUUCCAGGGAAAGACAACAGCAACAAGUUUUCUAUCUUAAAUGAGGGAGGUAUUAAACAGGCGUCCAAUUUGUGUCCAGAUCCUGGAGAACCAGAAAAUGGAAAACGGAUAGGCUCAGAUUUUAGCUUGGGAGCAACAGUACAGUUCUCCUGCGAUGAAGAUUAUGUGCUUCAAGGUUCCAAAAGUAUCACCUGUCAGAGGAUAGCUGAAGUUUUUGCUGCAUGGAGUGAUCAUAGACCUGUGUGUAAAGUCAAAACUUGUGGAUCCAAUCUUCAGGGACCUGGAGGCACUUUCACAUCACCUAAUUUUCCAUUUCAGUAUGACAGCAAUGCUCAGUGUGUAUGGGUCAUCACAGCCAUCAAUACCAAUAAGGUUAUUCAGAUAAAUUUUGAAGAAUUUGAUCUGGAGAUUGGUUAUGACACACUGACAAUUGGAGAUGGAGGAGAAGUGGGUGAUCCUAAAACUGUGCUUCAAGUGUUAACUGGGAGCUUUGUACCAGACUUAAUUGUGAGCAUGAGUAAUCAGAUGUGGUUGCACCUUCAAACGGAUGAAAGUGUGGGAUCAAUUGGUUUCAAGGUUAACUACAAAGAAAUUGAAAAGGAAAGCUGUGGGGAUCCUGGAACACCACUGUAUGGUAUCAGAGAAGGGGAUGGAUUUUCUAAUCGUGAUGUUUUAAGGUUUGAGUGUCAGUUUGGAUUUGAAUUAAUUGGAGAGAAAUCUAUCAUUUGCCAAGAAAACAACCAGUGGUCUGCAAACAUACCAAUCUGUAUUUUUCCUUGCCUUUCCAACUUUACUGCACCAAUGGGAACAGUUCUUUCACCUGAUUAUCCAGAGGGAUAUGGAAAUAAUUUAAACUGUAUCUGGACAAUAAUUUCAGACCCUGGAAGCCGAAUUCAUCUCUCCUUUAAUGACUUUGACUUGGAAUCUCAGUUUGACUUCCUUGCAGUUAAAGAUGGUGAUUCCCCAGAUUCCCCCAUAAUAGGAACAUUUACUGGUGCUGAAGUUCCUUCCCAUCUUACCAGUAAUGGCCAUAUUUUGCGUCUGGAAUUUCAAGCUGACCAUUCAAUGUCAGGACGUGGAUUUAACAUCACUUAUAACACAUUUGGACAUAAUGAGUGUCCAGAUCCCGGAGUGCCAAUCAAUGCUCGGCGUUUUGGAGACAAUUUUCAACUGGGAAGCUCAAUUUCUGUUAUAUGUGAAGAAGGAUUUAUUAAAACACAAGGAACUGAAACAAUUACUUGUAUGCUAAUGGAUGGAAAAGUAAUGUGGAGUGGACCUAUUCCUAAGUGUGGAGCUCCAUGUGGUGGGCAUUUUUCAUCUCCCAGUGGAGUAAUUCUCUCUCCAGGCUGGCCAGGGUAUUAUAAAGAUUCCUUGAAUUGUGAGUGGGUGAUAGAAGCUGAACCAGGACAUUCUAUCAAAAUUACAUUUGAAAGAUUUCAGACUGAACUCAAUUAUGAUGUUUUGGAAGUUCAUGAUGGACCAAACUUAUUAUCUCCACUUCUGGGAUCUUACAAUGGUACACAGGUCCCCCAAUUUCUGUUUAGUAGUAGCAAUUUUAUUUAUCUUCUCUUUACAACUGAUAACAGUCGUUCUAAUAAUGGAUUCAAGAUUCACUAUGAAAGUGUAACUGUUAACACUUACUCUUGCUUGGAUCCUGGCAUACCAGUGCAUGGACGUCGUUAUGGACAUGACUUCUCUAUAGGUUCCACUGUCUCAUUUAGUUGUGAUCCAGGUUAUAGGCUGAGUCACGAGGAGCCUUUGCUAUGUGAAAAAAAUCACUGGUGGAGUCACCCCCUCCCAACUUGUGAUGCUUUAUGUGGUGGAGAUGUUAGAGGACCUAGUGGAACAAUUUUAUCACCAGGUUAUCCUGAUCUAUAUCCAAAUUCACUGAACUGCACAUGGACUGUGGAUGUUACCCAUGGCAAAGGAGUGCAGUUCACCUUCUAUACCUUUCACCUGGAGGAUCACCAUGACUACUUACUAAUAACAGAGAAUGGCAGUUUCACACAGCCAUUAGCACGUCUGACUGGCUCAGAGCUUCCUUCACCAAUCAAUGCUGGUCUCUAUGGAAAUUUCAGGGCUCAAUUGCGCUUUAUUUCAGAUUUUUCAAUAUCAUAUGAAGGAUUUAAUAUUUCUUUCUCUGAGUAUAAUCUUGAACCUUGUGAAGAUCCUGGGAUCCCCCAGUUUGGUAACAGAGUAGGAUUUAAUUUUGGAGUGGGAGAUACUCUGACAUUCUCCUGUUCUUCUGGAUAUCGUUUAGAAGGAGCUUCAGAGAUUAUUUGUCUUGGUGGUGGACGACGAGUAUGGAGUGCACCUCUUCCAAGGUGUGUGGCUGAAUGUGGAGCGUCCACGACAAAUAAUGAAGGAAUCUUGUUGUCCCCCAAUUAUCCUCUUAACUAUGAAAACAACCAUGAAUGUAUUUAUAGCAUUCAGGUACAAGCAGGGAAAGGAAUCAAUAUUUCUGCCAGAACAUUUCACUUAGCCCAAGGAGAUGUUCUUAAGAUCUAUGAUGGUAAAGACAACACUGCUCAUCUGCUGGGAGCAUAUACUGGGGCAUCAUUAAGAGGCCUGACACUAAGUAGUACUUCAAAUCACUUGUGGUUGGAAUUUAACUCAGACACAGAGGGCACUGAUGAAGGUUUUCAGCUUGUAUAUACCAGUUUUGAGCUUUCACACUGUGAGGACCCUGGUGUGCCACAGUUUGGAUAUAAAAUCAGUGACCAAGGCCAUUUUGCUGGAAGUACUAUAAUUUAUGGAUGCAAUCCAGGUUACACACUUCAUGGAAGUAGCCUGCUAAAGUGUAUGACUGGGGAAAGAAGGGCAUGGGACUAUCCUCUGCCAUCAUGUAUUGCUGAAUGUGGAGGCCGUUUUAAAGGAGAAUCAUCAGGAAGAAUCUUAUCUCCUGGCUAUCCUUUUCCCUAUGACAACAACCUGCGUUGCAUGUGGGUGAUUGAAGUAGACCCAGGAAAUAUUGUCAGCCUCCAAUUUCUUGCUUUUGAUACUGAAGCAUCCCAUGACAUCCUGCGAGUUUGGGAUGGUCCACCUGAGAAUGAGAUGUUACUCAAAGAAAUUAGUGGCUCCCUUGUUCCUGAAGGCAUUCACAGUACACUCAACAUAGUAACUGUCCAGUUUGACACAGAUUUUUAUAUCAGUAAAUCUGGAUUCGCCAUACAGUUUUCAA